UCGGUUGCCGCCUUCUUACGCCUCUUAUCGCGAACGCUCGAUAUGCGAGCUGUCAUAUUCUCUCACUCACUGAACCCAAACACUAGGCUCCUUCAUAACAUUCUCACUCCUUGGCGCUGCAGCACGCAGUCUCCUUGAAAGAGCACCUUCUGCGACAGGGCCUUCGGUCAGGCAAAAGAUGUGGUCCAUCCUGGAGAAGAUCGGUCCGUGGCACAUCCCCGUGCUGCUCUUCUGCGCGAUGAGGGGCUUUCCAGCGGCGCAGUUCAUCAUGGGUCUCACCUUUAUGGCACCGGCUCAUCAAGACCACUGGUGUGCGCCACCUGCCCAAUUCGCCAACUUGUCCAGGGAACUGUGGUGGAACUACAGCAUUCCCUUUGAGCCCACGGAAGAAGGUUCGUUGGCAAGGAGUCGGUGUACAGUGUAUCAGCGGGAAGCAGACUUUAUAUUAUCCGAGCCUGUAGUUCCCGACAAUGGAACUUCGAUUCAAAAGGAGCCGUGCUCAGAGUGGGAGUAUGACACUUCUUUUCACUCAAGGACAGUCUUGAGCGAGUGGGACGUUGUCUGUCAGGAUGGCUGGAAGAUCGGAAUGUCUCAAUCUAUCUUAAUGUUUGGGUUUAUGGUCGGCAACUUCAUCUUCUCACAUCUGUCUGACUGGCGUGGACGGCGCCCAGCGUUAAUAGGAAGCACCCUCGUUGCAUUUGGCGCUGGCCUGGCAACUGUCUUCUCAACAUCCCUGACGAUGUUCAAUUUCUUCCGAUUCCUCGCCUCUCUCGGACAUGGGGGAAUCCAAAAUGUGUCCUAUACCCUCGGGAUCGAGAGCGUUGCCCCAAGACGUCGUGCUUUGGUGUCCAUGCUCCAGGAGACCGGUUGGAUCGUUGGACUGAUCCUUCUACCAGGUGUGGCGUACCUCAUCACUGACUGGACUUAUAUCCAGGUCGCAAUCACAUUGCCUUUGCUUCUGAUGCUGUUAAACGCUUAUUUCCUCGAGGAGUCACCGAGGUGGCUUCUCGUAACGGGCAAGAUGGAAGAGGCUGAGAAGGGGGUGCGGAAGAUAGUCGCGAAAAAUCGAGUAGACGUCAAGGAUCUCUCAAAAGUCAUCAUGAAGGCGAAAGAAAAAGCGGAAAUGGAAAAGAAACGUCAGAAGGCGACCAUUGUGGAUCUCUUCAGGUCAUGGAAGAUUGCUGUCAUCAGCUUCUCGACACACAUUCAGCUUGCUAUUGUGGUCCUCCUGUACUACAACUUAAUAUACAAGAUCGUGGAUUUCGGAGGAAAUCCCUUUCUCAACUUUUUCCUGGUGUCCCUGUUGGAGAUUCCAGUCAUGGUGGUCAACGUCCUACUCAUAAAUUUCAUGCGGAGGCAGCACAUUUACUACGCAUUGUACAUUCCAACCUGCAUCGUUUGCUUGGCACUCAUCUUCGUGCCGUCCAACCUCCUGUGGCUCCAACUGUCUCUUGUUAUGCUGGGGAAGCUGUGCGUCCACUGCGCCUACAGUACUCUAUGCGUGCACGUCACCGAAUGCUUCCCCACCGUCGUCAGGGCAGUGGCCCUAGGAAGUAGCCUCACGGCCAGCCGCUUCGGAGCCAUCGUAUCGCCAUUCUUCAAAGACAUCGGAAGGCUCACCUAUCCUUGGGUUCCGUCGGUACUCGACGCCAGCUGUGGCGUGACUGCCCUCUGUCUGUCAUUGCUCCUGCCAGAGACACACAAAGAGUUGUUGCCAGACACCUUUGCGGACACCAUGCGGCUGCGCAAAAAAUCUGAACCAAGAAUGAGACCUGAAGUGAUACCGAUGCAAGAAGAUAAAAGAUUAGAAGAAGAAGAUAGCAGAUCACCCUUGGCUGAAUGAUGAGCGCUGGGGAUAAUCGGCUUUACUGCUCGGCUGGUCCUGCAGACGCUGAAUUUACAAGUCCAGAGGAAGACCAUUUCCAGCGGAGGCAAAUUGGAGUGACGUUUUUGGUGCCGUAGAGCUUUCAAAAUUGGAAAGUGGGGCAUUUACACCUAAAAUUUCGCUGACUGCAUGUGGCAAUGUGGUGCAAUAUGGAAAGUGGCCUAUGAACAAAGAGAAUAAGCUUCCCAAAUUAUCAGCAUUUAAGAAGAAAGAACGAGAGAGAGCCCUUUAUAAGGAGAGUUUGGCCAUUGGGAGGAGCCUGUCGCAAAGCGCGCCAUUUGACGUCAAACGAUGGGCGGUGCCAAGGCCAGUGGCACCAUUUGGGAGCAGAGGUAAUCUCCCCGUGCUGCCGGGGCUCGGUUUUCAUCCCGGCCAAGUGGGCGGAGCGAUGAGGGCUCUGACGUCAUGGCGGCCGUCUAUCUCCGGACGGCAAAAGAUCACAGAACGGUAAAACUCUCGUCAUAAAUGGCUCUGGAAAGAGAAAGGCAAUGUCGCCACCAAAAAAUGCGGACCGUCACACGGGGCACGACGGGGACGAAUGUUAUAGAAGGGUGAUUUCACGUCCAGUCAAGGCAGCUUGGUCCGGUCGACCUCUCCGUUUUUUUUUUUUCGUUCCAAAAUAUAUAUUGAAGAGUAGUGGAAAGGAAGUACAUUGGCGAGGAAGUAGGUGAAAAUAUCUUAUAGUUGGUUUAAAAAAAUAAUUUUUGAGAAUGCCCAUUUCGAGCAGUGUGCUCCCUCACAAUUUUCAGACCUCGUAAAGUUGUUUGCGUUCAUGCUUGAACUGGUUCAUAUGAAUCGGUAACCCAAAUCGAAUUUUUCGGCUCAGGUUACGAUUUCGGUUAAUUGCUGAUGGUGAAUUGCGGUUACAUUCCGGUUACGGUUCUUGAAAAAAAAAUUGGGUUCCAAGCGGUCUUCAGUUUUGUUCCGGUUUCAGUUCCUGACCGCAUCAUACACGUUGCCGUGAUGGGGUUACUUUUGAAUGUCCGCAUUGAAACCUCGGCCACUUACGCUAUGUGAGCUUGUCACGAACAACAUGCGUGAGAAAAAAUGGACCACGUCACGAUUGGGCGAAUAUGGAAAAUACGCUAACGAAGUUGCGCGUUUUUGCCUUACCGCACCUCACAAAACGCGCGUCAGAAAGUAUGUCCGACAUUUUCCAACAACGUGUUUUAUAUGAAUUGAAAGAGCAUUUAAAGACGAACAUAACGAUAUACCCAUAUUAACCUUCUGUUAUUUAGAAGAAAAAAAAGCAGUUACGCGCCGAAAAAGUGCGAUUUUUUUUGCAAAUGAGGCGACUAGAACUUCUAAGACAGAGCAAACGGUACAGCAGCACAUGGGCAAUAAGUGUGGUAAAAAUUAACUGCACAGCAUUAAUGAUUACGAAGAUACGAGGCCUGAAACUUGGUCAUUCUUGAAGAUUAUUUUUUAAAAAACAACUAAAAGAUAUUUUCAGAAAUUUUCUCUGCCAAUGUACUUCCAAAGCAAUAGGCUUCAAUAUAUAUUGGAAUGAACAAAAAUCUGAGAGAUCGACCGGACCAUUCUGCCUGGCUCAUCGUGAAAUCACCGAGAAGCGUCCAACGAGAUAGUCAGGUGAGCUUAGCCACAAAAAGAAAAAAAAAGAAAGAAAGAGAAAGGAAUGAAGGAAGACUCACAGCAUCUGUCUAGGCAUCUCCGGGAAUGUCCAAGGGUUUUCAUUCGGUAUAUUACAGGAGUCCAGACAAUAUACAGUAAGCCCUCGCUAUAACGAAGCCACUUUAAUCAUCGCUUUUUACGAAGUUUAACGCAGUCUUAGUCGAGAUACAUGCGUUUCAUAACGGAGCAUUUUUUACAUAAACUGUCGGAUGAUGGAAGCAACCCAGAUUUCUUCACUUGCACCAGGGUUGGAAAGCUGUCAGGUACUCGUCGACGAGGAUUCCAUUGCUUGAGUACUUGAAUACUUUCACGGUGUUCCCGCCCGUUUCCGAGGCUAUACUCUCACUGGUUUUCUAAAACAUAUUCACUUUUGUCGAAUGUGGCAUGUAUUCCUCUGCUCCGGUCGACUUCUUCGCAACGAGGCCUUACUGCAUGUGAUUCAUUACGUGAUGCAUGCGUUGUACGGCGCGCUAGAAUAUUAAGAAGAAAAAAAAAGAGUUGCUUUUCGACAUGUCGUAGCUUACGAGAUAGGGAAAAGUCUAGCAACAGCUUCGGGAAUUUCCAUUGGUUCUCGUAAGCGCGUGACGCUCCCCGGGACAGCUUCUAUGGCGGAGAUGCCUGUCGUGAUGUCACAGCUGGAGAAGUUUCGGUUUCAUAGACCUGUAUUGCCCCCUGACGCCCUAUUUUUUUUCCCCAUUUGAGGUACUAUUCGUACUGUGUACGAUAUUAUGACACAUUCUCCCUGCGCUGUCAGUGUAUCCAUUAUAUUGUGAUGUACUGGAUGUACUGGAUGUACUGUGAUGUACUGGCAUCUAUCAUAUGUAUAACACUAAGCACACCUAGUGGUCUGUAUAAUUCUUAUCGAAAGUGUUUAGUAGUUGGAAUACUAGACACCGAUAUGGCAUCAAAGUUGUGUCGAAUGUUCUCAGUUUUAUUGAGGAUAUGGCUAUGAGCAAAAAUAAAGCACGUGAUGUGUGCGA
Ornithodoros turicata is the source of this 4497-nucleotide messenger RNA. Its product is annotated as organic cation transporter protein-like. The record is from RefSeq and is a predicted model, not a curated record. Gene Ontology annotation, biological process: transmembrane transport. Gene Ontology annotation, molecular function: transmembrane transporter activity. Gene Ontology annotation, cellular component: membrane. NCBI's taxonomy places the organism in Eukaryota, Metazoa, Arthropoda, Arachnida, Ixodida, Argasidae. The transcript has 11 exons. The coding region runs from base 179 to 1843 and encodes 554 amino acids.